Molecule: messenger RNA, 1731 nt
Organism: Tripterygium wilfordii
Lineage: Eukaryota; Viridiplantae; Streptophyta; Magnoliopsida; Celastrales; Celastraceae
Exons: 5
Coding region: 1-1731 (576 amino acids)
Source: RefSeq, a predicted model, not a curated record
AUGAGAUGGCAUUACGAGCAUCAAAGCGAGUCCAAUAUCCUGUGUCAUCCAUCAGAUGAAGCAGCAUGGAAACACUUUGAUCGAACAUAUCGAGAUUUUGCUUCAGACCCACGAAAUAUAAGAUUAGGUUUGUGCACGGAUGGUUUUACUCCUUUCGAACAAUCUGGCAAGAAUUAUUCAUGUUGGCCUAUCAUUUUGACUCCUUAUAAUUUACCUCCUGGGAUAUGCAUGAAAAGGGAGUUUAUGUUGCUGACAGUAAUCAUUCCGGGUCCCCAAAAUCCGAAGAGUAAAAUCGAUGUUUAUCUACAACCACUGAUAGACGAGCUCAAUCAAUUGUGGUGCGAAGGUGUGACAACCUACGAUGUGCGUGCGAAAGAAAAUUUUGUUAUGAGAGCUGCACUAAUGUGGACUAUCAACGUCUUUCCUGCCUAUGGUAUGCUGUCUGGAUGGAUGACACAGGGGAAGUUAGCAUGUCCUUGCUGCAUGGAACGUUCAAAGGCGUUUACUUUGAAAAAUGGUAGGAAAAAUUCAUGGUUUGAUUGUCACAGACAGUUUUUGGACACGACACAUCCAUUUAGACGGAAUAAAGAUGCAUUUUUAAAGAAUCGAAUUGAGAUAUCAGAACCUCCUCCAUAUUUUUAUGGGGAAGAAGUGUUGGCAAGAAGUUUUAGAGUUGGUGGAAUGGCAAUGGCAAAACUCUCAAACCGAAAGCAAAAAAGGGUUGUUUGUCAUUGGGUCUCAAGUUUGAAGUUGCUAGACGGCUAUGCCUCCAACCUCGGCAGGUGUGUAGACAUGAGAGAAGGAAAGCUGUUCGGGAUGAAAAGUCAUGACUGUCAUGUUUUCAUGGAGCGACUUCUUCCAAUUGCAUUUAGGGCAUUGUCGGAGCCCAUUUGGGCUGCCAUUACUGAGCUGAGUCACUUUUGUAGAGAUAUAUGUUCAACUACAUUGCGCGAGGAUCAAUUGACCAUCAUGGAGGUGAAUAUUCCCAUGAUCCUUUGUAAAUUGGAGCGUAUAUUUCCCCCAUCUUUCUUUGAUUCUAUGGAACAUCUCCUUAUACAUCUACCAUUCGAAGCAAGGAUGGGUGGGCCUGUACAAUACAGAUGGAUGUAUCCGUUUGAAAGGUUCCUUCACUUCCUAAAGAAGAAUGUUAAAAAUAAAUCUCGUGUAGAAGGAUCUAUUUGUGAAGCAUAUAUAGUCGAAGAGACAUCAACAUUUGCUUCAUAUUACUUUGAACCACAUGUGACCUCUCGACGAACCAGAGUGCCUCGAAAUGAUGAAGGUGGUACUUUCAACCCGGAAUUCCCUACCAUUUCAAUCUUCAAUCAACCUGGUCGUCUUGUUGGUGAGGCUGGUAGGCACUACCUCACUGAUAAAGAAUAUGAUGCAGCAACAUUAUACAUGUUUCUGAAUUGUGAUAUUGUCCAGCCAUUUAUAAAGUUUUGUGCGAGCAUGAGCACCUACGUAUAUGACCCACAAAACAUGAUUGAGGAUGAACUAAUACGAGAUGUGUCCAGAGGACCAUUGAGGAGGCUUGAGAUCUGGAAUACGUAUUAUGUCAAUGGAUACAAAUUCGACACUGAUGCCAGAAGUGAAGGCAAGUCAACAAUCAAUAGUGGUGUAUGCAUACGAGGGACUGAUUAUGGACAAUCAGAAUAUGACUACUACGGAAUAUUGAAAGAGAUUGUUCAAUUGGAUUUUUUCGGACUACCGAAAAAAAAUUGUUCUUUUUAA